AUCCAAUCGAGUAGAAAGUAGUGUAGAGAUUUGUGAAUUUGAGUGGAAGAGCACGAGGGCAAUUUGUUUCUUCUUCUAAGGUUUUCCAUAAUCGGGUUGUUAAUGUAAUCACAAAAAAUAAUGUCUAGGGCCAAGUGAAUAAUCGGCUUCCAAAUGUAGUGAAAAAUCGUAGAGCGGAAAAAUAGGACUUGAGCCAACUGGAACACAGUUUUUUGCUUGAUACUCUCUAAAAACAUAAAUAAUAAUAACACCAAUUUCAUGGGGGUAAAUAAAAUUUCAUGUCCAAUGACAAGUUAAGGUUGCUUGUCGGGUUUAUGAGCGUUCUACUGCCAAUUAGAGUAAUAUUAUGAAUAAUAGACUACUCAAGUUGGGUCUAUUCAUAGUGGCGAAAAAUAUAUUUAAAUCACAUUGAAAUACAAAAGCGUUAAAUUCACUGCCUAUGUUAAACACCUUGAAAAUAUUUAUAAAUUCCUUGCACCUAGCUACAUCUAUAAUUAAAUAAGUUUAUCUUUAGUUCCUUAACUCCUGCCAGAAGCGUAUCUCUACUUUAGUCGAAAAUGAGAGGAGACCAGAUGUGGUGGGUGAAUCGUAGAGAAAUCAAGUCGUAGAAGUAGUCGUUUUCGUCGUUCGAAUCAUUUCGGCAUCCUCUAUCUUUCAUAUUCCGAAAACAAACAGAUCAUAAAACAGGUCAUAAAGUGCUACGACAACUGUUGACAUUGCCGCGGUGAAUAUAGAUAGAUUCGACUGUUAUGUGGCCUAAAACAGUAAUGUCAGGGCUUGAUAAACCAACAAAGUAGCGGUGCACAUUGACACAAUUUAUUUAAUCUCCACAUAAGGUUUUGAUUCUAGUACCAAUAGUAGGUAUUGCGAGAUGUUUCUUUUGUAUUCUUACGGUAUCAUUACGGAAUUAUAGUCGUUCGCUACAAGUUGUUAUAACUAAAGGUAAAUGCAGGCGAUUCUAUUGAUUUUCUUAUUAAAAUUCAAUAGAAUUUCCUGUCGAAAUUGUUGCUGUUUUUCUGUUAAAUUUCUAUUUUCACCGGGUCUUUUAUUACUGGUCCUUGAGACUGAAGGGCUUGAAGCGUGCCAACUUCCAGCUCUCGUGUGAAUUUGAGAACAUGAUAGCAUAUUUAUUUCAAGACACUAUAAAAAUCUCAAAUACAUUGAACAUAGAUUUUCUGAAUUUACCUCUCUGCACUUGCUAAAAUGUCAAUACACUGUUAGAUUUUGUUUGAAAAUUAAUAUUUUUAUGAAAUUUGCAUUCAAUUGAAAGUAGUCUGAAAUUGCCCAAAGUUCAAUUUUCAUUGCCAUAUGAAGGCGAAAAAUACAACUCUCAGAUGAAUCAAGUUUCCACAAUGAAAAUACAUACAAGUGAAAAGUGAAAAGUGUAAAAAAUAGUAAAAUUGUCGUCGAAUAAUUUUCUCACAGUGUAAUUUUCCCCCCACCAAUCUCGUCAUGUCCCUCGAGAUUUCAGCGAUUUUUCCCCUAGCCAUAUUAAGCCAAUUCCACCCCCAACAAAUAUCCCACCUGAAUCGCGUGUCGCGCUGGUCAGACAUAAGAGUAACCGCAGCAGUGCGGGGGUGUCACUCGCCCAGAGCUGGCGCUUUUCCGUAGGGCGCACUAACUCUAACAAAUUGUGUUCCCUCGAUCUAAAAUUUUCCGCCGAUAAGAAACUGUUUCACGACUCUCGAUGAUUGCUGAUGUUGAAAAAUUACACCAUCAGAAAGAAGAUUGAGUGUUUUUUAAGCGCAGCCUUGUCAUUGACUCGGUAACCGCGUGAAUUAUUGAUGAGUCGUAUCGAACGCGCAUUUGUCGUUUCAUCGAAUUUCCCUCAUCAUCGAUAAAAAUUUUCCACCCACAUGACCUUGUCCUUGACACGUGGUUGUAGCCUCGACUUACCUGCGUAUUACAAUAAGUAACCUUUUCAAAGUAUAAAAAUAAAUAGCCUAAAAAUAAAUAGGAAGUUGUUAAAUGAGAAAAUCGGUGGAAUUAUCGUGAGGUAGAUAUUUUUUUCAUCAAACCCUUCAUCCCCUUGGCUUUUAUUCUUGUGCUUAUAACAAAUUCCUAUUGUAGUCCACUCAACAGUGGUUACAAAGAUAUGAAUCUCGUGACGAAGGCAAUUCACGAUCACAAGAUCAAUCGUGAGUGGAUUUAUAUUGCUAUUAAUGUAGCCCCCUGUUUUAGUCGUCCGCAAAUUUUACUCUAGACUAAAUUCCAAGGUUGCUUAAAAGUUGGCACGCUCGACCUUGUGUUUUUUUUUUUCACAAAAAGAACCAAAAAAAACAAAUGCAUCAUUCUGUUUUUCAAUGUGAGCAAAAGGAAAAAUUGCAAUGAAAGGGCUUUUUACUUAUUUGUCUUUGUGACCGUCUCGUUGUUAUCGUUAAAAAGUGACAUGUUGAAGAAAAUUACUCGUAGGAGAUGAUAGACAAUGCCAUAGUGUAAUAUAUGAGAAUAAGAAAGCGUUGACACGAAUCACGCAUAAAUCAUGUGUUCGUCCAGUGUGCUGAAUGUUUUUAUCAAAUUAUUACACAAAAACUGCCUAAAAAAUUACAUAAAUAUGGAUCUAUAAUUUGACGAAUAUGAAUCCAUCACACAUCUAGCAUUUCAUUAGUUUUCAAUUGUUCAAGUUGUUUUCGUAAAAAAAAAAAGAAAAAAAAAACAAAUAGAAUCAUGAAUCUUAUGUUCCGUAAAAACUUUGGGGCGGAAAAACCGAGUUCAGGUGAAACACGGACAGGCAUCUGUGGCUCUUACGUAUCUAGUGGUGUCACUAGUGGAACAGGUGCUGUUGUUACGGGUCCGGGCUCAGCACGUUUAGGUUUACGUCCAAGUCUUCCUGGGGUUGGCGGCCGUGGCCCCAUAAGACGUAGCCGUGAAUUUGGUUAUUAUCCGAUGGAAGAGCAUCCGACGACCCAUGCGUACCGCACUCAUCUCUUCCUAUCACCACCUGCAGGUGUUGCUGUUGAGGAGAAUAAUGAGAGGAUUGGACCUGUACCGAGGAGAAAUUCUGGACCACAUGUCAUCAAGUGGGGUGGCACCAAUGCUAAUGCUGCUAAUUUGGCUAAUAAUAAUAUUAAACGUAAGAAUGGAAAUCAAAAAGAACCCUCCGAACCAGCAACUCCAACCACCGCAUCCAGACAGGUGUCAUUCAGUGGGAAUAGAACAGCAGGAAUCUACACGCCACUCGUUGUAUCAGGAAGCAGUCCACCUCGGGGUGAGCCAAUAUCCCUCGCGACCCUGGAUCGUGAUUGUUUUAUCAUUCCCCUCGCCUCCCUCGAGCGUUUCCUUCCAGCUGGUGUGCCGCAUGCGCCAAUUGCGGAUAAGAAACGCGCAGGCAGUCCUCUCUCUGUGCUAGAGGUGGAGGACCCUAAACAAUGUGUAUUGGCACAUUUUAUGACACCACUCGAGCCUCUGGAUCCAAUUGUCGAGUCACCACUGGCUAGGCCAUUGGUUCUGCAGAGAGAUACAGCUGCUGAAUUGAUUGCCGAAAUUGCACCCUCGGCUUCGCAGAGUAUAUUGUUGACGAAUAUGGAGAGGAAUGCGGAAUUUCCAUUUAUAACUUAUUACUUGAUAAACAAGCACAGUACGGAUCCAGCGGACUUCUACCAAGAAGUUCAGUGUGCAGCAUUGAGGAAGUUUGAUCCCCGUGACCUGCGCUAUGCAGCCAGCCACACACUAGACCUUUUCAAUGAGGUGGCGACGAUAGCACGGCCACCCCUCGAGCCACCCGGUGGUAGGCCACCAAUUCCGUCCACCGGUUACAUCGUAUCAAUUUUCAAAGUCUUCGAGGGAGACGAUGGCCUCAAGUUCGAACAGAAUUGGCUGUAUUGGACAGGGGCUCGAAUGAUCUAUCGCUACCUCCCGAAAUCCGUCGGUCUGAAACGCAUAACUCUGCACAAAUCCAUGUCCCAAGGGGAUAAAAUGUAUCUUCUCAUUUGCGAGUGUUCACAGCUGCAGGAUAAUCUAUCCGCUGCGGCGAUUCUAUUGCCAGCACUCCGUGCACGACUCUGUGGAUACACCGGGCUCUACCGACCAUCAGUAUGCUUUUGACUUUUCGACCAACUAUUCGAUUAAUUCUCGUGGAGUUGAUUGAUUGAUUGAUUGAAUCGAUGAGUUGACGAGAUGAUAAAACAAACAUAUUUUUAAAAUCUCUUUCGCUAUAUAGCGCUGUUUUAUAUUUGUACUCGAGAUGAAAAAAUUGUCCAUGACAAUUAUGCAAUGAAAACGUCGCGUUUUAACGUAAAUUUUUAAUAAAUGCUAUUUAAUAGGAGUAACAUAUCAUGUGUUUGAUGAGCUGUGAUACAAUCGAAAAUUCAUGGAUAUCACGCGGAGGAAAAAAUAUUCUUUAAGGACAUGUUCGUUUUUUUUUUUUCCAAGAAAUCAUCGAUUAGAAUAAUUAAUCUGCCGUUGAACGAUCGAAUGUAGAAAUUGCGCACAUAGAAUGAUUCUUCUGCCCGUUUGAAAGCUUAUGUUCAGAGGAGUAAUGAGUGCUAUUCGUAGAUUCGAUGCCGAAAAGUGAAAUUUCAAUACUUUCGUGACCAGUGAUGGGCAAAUUCCGAUUCACUAAAUGCUAAAUACUAAAGAAUGUUUAUCCAUUUUCCGAAAAUACAAAAUUUUCCAUGUUCCUGAAAGGUAACAUUUUUGAUAAUUAAGGACAAUUCGUUGCUGUAGCUUUGACAAAAUGAAAAUUCCAAAAUGGAGGACUCUAAACAUUAAGAGAAAAUAUGCUAAAUUCAAUGGCCAAGGGAAAACCCGACGUAGCCGGGCAAAUAAUCGAGAUAUGUGAUAUUUAAACUCAUGUCCCAACUCAUGUUCAUAUUGUCUUUGUCUUGUCCAUCUUAUUGCUGUAUUAUCAAUUCGGAUUGGAGGAUUGAAAUUUCUAUAAAUAUGAAGGAGAUCACUCUGUUUAUCAGUUGAGAAGAAAUGAAAUUUUUUUUUUUCCACUUACUUACGAUUUUGGAUCAAUAUCCCUUACGUACACAACUAAUCAAUACCUACGAAAUGAUUAAGUACAAAGUCGAUAUGUACUUAGGAAUUAAUCCAUCUUGGAUUAGCUAUAUGCAAUGAGGGCUAAGACUAAGACUAUAUAAAUUAUAGUACUAAGUAAUAUAUAAAAGAGAAUGUUCCAGGAAUUUAGGGAGAUUUUUCCACUUUUCUGGAAAUUACCGGUUUUCCUAGAAAAUUCUUGAAAAUUCUCAUACCGCUUUUCCGGUAUAGUCCUCGCUUAUUAAUUUUAUUAUAUAUUAUCUCUACUUGUUACUUGAUGAAGGAUUGAUUAAUUCCUAAGAACAGGCAUACUAAAGUACUAAUGUACUUAAUAGUGUCCAUCACUGUUCAUGGUUAUUUAGGAGAAUUUUAUCAGUGAUUUGUAGGGUAUACGAUAGGUAAGAAUUCUAAAAUCAGAGGUAUAAAUUAAAUUUAUCGACAAGUUAUUGUAGAAUAAUUUGACAUUUUUAGUACAAAACCAAGGAGAAACAAGAGUUUUAAAUAAUUAAGAUUUAAUUAAGCUUGUUGCAAUAAGACAAUAGAUGAUUGCGCCGGCGCAAUAUCUUCUCUCAAAUAACUAAAAACAAAAUUGGAGAUAUAUGAAAAUUUUUAUCGCUCAUAUAAUAACGAAAGAAUAGGAAGGGGAAAGCUGCACAGACAAAUGAUGAAAUUAUGACAUUGCAUUGUAUACACAUUGACAUUGACCAUUGAACAAGAGCCCUGAAAGAAACUUAUAAUCUCAAGAGCCUUGGAAAUUUUUCUGUGAUUCAAAAGUGGUGUAUCAACUUGAUUUGAUACCCACGGUAUUAUAUAAUAAAUGAUUAAAAUAAAAUAUUCAACAGACAAACUGUGAUUGUACGUUCGUAACAUAUACAUUUGUGAAACAAACGCAUUGUCAUUGAUAAAUUGAUUUUGAGUUUAUUUUGUCGAUUGAGAGAUGUUCAGAAAUGAAGAUGUAUGAUUCAUCGAUAAAUAUCAAAAUUUUCUCUUUAAAUUCUAUGGCUUUUAUGGAGAAUUCAAUGAGUGUAAUAUAAAUAAAGAGGAUGAUGCAAUAAAAUUCACAUUUUACCAUG
Diachasma alloeum is the source of this 6053-nucleotide messenger RNA. RefSeq lists its product as uncharacterized. The record is from RefSeq and is a predicted model, not a curated record. The transcript is spliced from 5 exons. Bases 2668 to 4044 code for a protein of 458 amino acids. Lineage: Eukaryota; Metazoa; Arthropoda; Insecta; Hymenoptera; Braconidae.